This is a messenger RNA of Echinococcus granulosus, 249 nucleotides long. RefSeq lists its product as hypothetical. The transcript is spliced from 2 exons. The coding region runs from base 1 to 249 and encodes 82 amino acids. The record is from RefSeq and is a predicted model, not a curated record. NCBI's taxonomy places the organism in Eukaryota, Metazoa, Platyhelminthes, Cestoda, Cyclophyllidea, Taeniidae.
AUGCAUUUCGAAGAAUUGAAUGAUACAUUGGUUAUCUUAUUUUUAAAGAAACGUUUUUACCAUUCAAAUGAAUUUGGUCAAAUAAAAUGCUGUAAACAAUUAUUUGGUUACCUGACACUGUGCGAUUUCAAUCAACAAGAACAGCACAAUAGUUUUGUCGUGACGCAUCAACAAAGUCAUUGUUUUAUGUGUAACCUGUCAAUGAAAUCAAGUAGUUUACGUAGCAUUAACAAGAUGACCAAUAAAUAA